Molecule: messenger RNA, 1147 nt
Organism: Carica papaya (papaya)
Lineage: Eukaryota; Viridiplantae; Streptophyta; Magnoliopsida; Brassicales; Caricaceae
Product: E3 ubiquitin-protein ligase AIRP2-like
Biological process (GO): protein ubiquitination
Molecular function (GO): ubiquitin protein ligase activity
Source: RefSeq, a predicted model, not a curated record
ACGUGUUUCCCCUUUCCCAGCGCACAUUCUUCACUGCAAAUACAUUUCUCUUCUUUGUCUUCAUCUUCAACAAAAACUUCUUCUCAAUACGCGCACUACAGUUGAGGCCACUGAAAAAAAUAAUCUCUUCAGUUCUGCUCUUUCUUUCUUUCUAGAAUUUAGUUUAGGGUUUUUGGUACUAGCAAAAAGAAGGUACAAGAGCUACCAGUUUAGAGUUUUAAAAAGGGAAAUAUGGAUUACUAUGAACUUAUUGCAAAAUCCUCUUUCCACGACUCCCUAAAGAUUCUUGAGGCUCAUGUUCAGUAUGCCAAUGCACUGGCGUCUUCUCUUCCAAGAGGCAAGAGUAGUCUUCACAUGAAGCUGGCUUACAGUCACUUAGCAUCCGUCUUCCUCUUUUUGCUCCAUUGGGUUGAUACCUCAUGUUCAUGUCUAUUCACAACUUAUUUAAAUCUUUUCCACAUUGUUGUUCACAAGGUGCACCCGGAUGGGAGGCCAAGCGUAUCUACGUGUGCAAGGAAGGCAACCAUUAGAGAAUUCUACUCUGUUAUAUUACCGUCCCUUCAGCAUCUUCACGCUGAUUUGUCAGACAUUGACAUUGCCAGAGAAGGUUACAAUACAAGUAGGAUGGGUGGGGAAAGAGUAGAUGAUAAACGAAGAUUCCCAGAUAUAGAUUUGGAAAGUGAAGAUGAAUGUGGGAUUUGCUUGGAGCCUGGCACCAAAAUGGUUCUGCCAAACUGUUGUCAUGAAAUGUGCAUUAAAUGCUUCCAUGACUGGAACAACAAGUCAGAAUCUUGCCCGUUCUGCAGAGGAAGUUUAAGAAGAGUGAACUCCGAGGAUUUGUGGGUGCUCACCUGCAGUAGCGAUGUGGUUGAAACACAGACAGUGUUGAAGGAGGAUGUGUUGCGGCUCUAUCUUUACAUAAAUGCACUGCCGAAGGAUACCCCAGAUGCUCUUUCCUUGAUAAAUUGUGAAUACGUUGUCUAACUCUGACCAAUAAGGAGAGAGAAUCAGAGUGGAAUCGGCUAAUCAUCAUCACGUGUAAAAGCAUCUACCUAGAUUCAGUUUACAUGUUUCAUUGUCUUUACGUUUCCCAAAGAACGUGUAUUCUCAAUGUAGUUAGAGACCAAUACACAUAGGAGAUUGAAAA